Staurois parvus is the source of this 334-nucleotide messenger RNA. The record is from the annotation of a GenBank genome assembly. NCBI's taxonomy places the organism in Eukaryota, Metazoa, Chordata, Amphibia, Anura, Ranidae.
UGUUCCUCGGAUCACCGAUCAAGGAAAGAGCCGAAGAUGGGACAUGUACACUGAUCAUCAGGGCACUGAUGAUCAGUGUGCCCUGGUGAUAAGUGUAGCCUCAGCAGUGCCACCUGUCAGUGUCCAUCAGUGCCUUGUGUCAUUGCUCAUCAGUGCCACAUCAAUGCCACAUAUCAGUGCCCAUCUGAGCUGCCUUUCAGUUUCACCCUUCAGUGCCACCUAUCAGUGCUGCCAGUCAGUGCCACCUAUGAGUGCCAGUCAGUGCCGCCUAUCAAUGUGCAUCAGUGCCACCUAUCAGUGCCUGUCAGUCCCGCCUAUUAGUGCCAUGUAUCAG